AUGUCACUUCCAGAUAAAGUUGAACUUGCCAUUCGUCAAAUUGAACGUGAUUUCUACAUUGAUGAUGAUUACCUCAUUAAAGCAUCAGAAUACUUUCUUCAAGCAAUGGAUGCUGGUUUAAAAGCACCUAAACAGUCAAGAGAAAACAUGCCAAUGAUCCCAGCUCAUGUUUCCAAGAUCCCUACGGGUAAGGAGAAGGGAUUGUUUUUAGCUGCUGAUUUAGGAGGUACAAAUUUCAGAGUUUGUUCAAUUGAUUUGAAAGGUGAUCAUACAUUUGAAUUAAAACAAAGCAAAUACAGAAUACCUCCAGAGUUGAUGAAGUGUAAGAAAGCUGACGAUUUGUUUAGUUAUUUGGCUUCCAAGAUUGAAGUGUUUUUAGAAGAACAUCAUGAUACUGCUAAAGUCAAAACUUCGGAACCAUUAAAGUUGGGAUUCACUUUUUCAUUCCCUGUGGAUCAAACUGCUUUGGGUAAAGGUACUUUGAUUAGAUGGACUAAAGGAUUUGACAUCCCUGAUGCUGUUGAUAGGGAUGUGGUUGAUUUAUUGCAGGCUAAUUUGACGGUAUUAGAAGUUAAUGUCAAAGUUGUUGCCUUGGCUAAUGAUACGGUAGGAACAUUGUUAUCAAGAGCUUAUCAAAAUGAUCCCAAAUUGACCAAUUCAAAUACGGUUAUUGGGUGUAUUUUCGGAACUGGUACCAAUGGUGCAUAUUAUGAAACAAUCACAAACAUUCCCAAAUUAACCAAUCCCCCAAAAGCAGCACAAGGUAUGGUUAUCAAUACUGAAUGGGGGUCGUUUGACAAUACAUUGAAAAUUUUACCAAAUACAUUAUUUGAUGAAAUUGUUGAUAAGGAAACUGCCAACAAGGGGUACCACUUGUUUGAAAAGAGAAUUAGUGGAAUGUUUCUUGGUGAAAUUUUGAGGGUUGCGUUAUUGGAAUUGUUUGAACGUGGAUUGAUUUUCCAAGAGUUGUACAAGGAAAGAGGCGGAAGUUUACCUCAUCGAAUUACUGAACCUUGGUUAUUAGAUGCUGAAGUAUUAUCAUAUAUCCAAAUUGAUGAUUCAACUGAUUUGAAAAUGCUGGGGUUAAUUUUACAAAAUACAUUGAGAUUACCAACCACUAAACAUGAGAGAAUUGUCAUUCAACGACUUACAAGAGCCAUUUCCGAAAGAGCUGCUAAAUUAUCGGCUAUCCCCUUGGCUACUAUUGUUCGUAGAGUUAAAGACCAAUACAAGGAUGAUGACAAGGAUUUUGAAGUUGGUUGUGAUGGAUCCGUUGUUGAGUUUUACCCUGGGUUUAAGGAGGCUAUAUUGAAGGCUAUUGAAGUGAUUAAUCCAUUGGAAGGAACUCACAAGAGGGUGUAUUUGAGAAUUGCUAAAGAUGGAUCCGGUGUUGGAGCUGCUUUAUGUGCUGCAAUGGCUUGA
Molecule: messenger RNA, 1422 nt
Organism: Lodderomyces parapsilosis
Lineage: Eukaryota; Fungi; Ascomycota; Pichiomycetes; Serinales; Debaryomycetaceae
Gene: GLK1
Product: glucokinase
Exons: 1
Coding region: 1-1422 (473 amino acids)
Biological process (GO): glucose 6-phosphate metabolic process; glycolytic process; intracellular glucose homeostasis
Cellular component (GO): cytosol; mitochondrion
Molecular function (GO): ATP binding; glucokinase activity; mannokinase activity
Source: RefSeq, a predicted model, not a curated record